AUGGGCCUAUCUGUGUAUGGAGAGUAUUCAUUCGACGAGACUGAUAUCGCGAGCACAGCAGAUGUGUCUCUACCCCUCCCGCGUCCAUUUGACUCGACCGCGUGUUCUCUCCAUCAUCUGGCACAACAGCAGCACCUGCUGCUCGCGCUGCAACAGCUACAGUCUUCCCAAAGUCGGCGUCUGCUGCAGGAUGCAACGGUGGAGGCUCUGUUUCAGGCCACUCAGUCUGGCUUAAUCGCUGAAGAGGUUGACCGAUCCAUCAAGUUCGGCCGACUAGCGGAAGUAACCGUCAAGCUAAAGUUCACCAAUCGGGGGGCGUCAUCUGUCUCUACUGUGUUUAUAUUGUUACCUUAUUCUGAGGCUACACAGCUCGGAUGGAUAACUGCAUCAACUGAGAAUGGAAAACAACUAGCACUGCAGUCAGUGGUGCCCCCGCUCCCUAGCAUAUCUACUCUACGUUGGGAAGACUGGGGUCGGACGCGGCUGCUCUUAGAGCAAACAGAACGCCACCUCAAGAAGUCCAGCGAGGGAGAAGGCAAAGCCUUUGUCUCUCCUUGCUGGCCUCAUCUCUUUCGCUUGCAGCUAAAAGAGCCUUUGCCUGUCUCUAAAUCUGUAACACUAACUGUGUCUUACGUUCUCGGCCGUCCCUACCGUCCUUUGCCUCGUUCUUUAGACCUUGAUUCGAUUCAGUCUGUGGUGUUCGCGACCUCCUCAAACUGGCCUCUACCCUAUAAGACGUUGCGAAGCGCUUUGUCCAUACAGCUUCCCCCCCAAACAACUCUUGGAGAAGCGGGAGAACAACACAUGCGGAAGAAGUCAUUUCGCAGGAUUUCGGAAGCGGUGUGGAAGUGGGAGUCUACCGACCCAAUUGACCCCCUGAAGGUUGCGCAGCCAUUUGCCGUCAUCUUCCCCCUACCUGUACAUCUCGGUUAUGUCUUGUCGAUGGAACGGUUGCUGGUUGCCCCUCUCAGCGGAUCUGCGGUCUUCACGGACCUCUACAAAGUCCACAACGAUGCUGCACUGCAGGAGGGUCCAUUCAACCCGAUCACCAUAGCAUUGCUGCAAGGGCUGCCGCCAGGUAUUUCCAGGCUAGCCGCGAAGAGCAAGGAUGUUCCGCGAGGUGAACGCGUGCCAACGCAUGUGUUGUUCGAGUUGCAUGCAACACUGCCUCCUGAUGUUUUCAACCUAGAUGUGGGGGAUUCAGCAGGGAACUUGACGAGCACAUUUGCAGCCCGGGAUGGUCCUAAGGAAGCUCCUCUUUCCACGCACCUUGAGGUGUGGCCUAGGUUUCCGGUGCUUGGGGGGUGGAAUUUUGAUUUAAAGGUAUCUUAUGACAUGCCAGUUAGCUCUUUGAUGCUGCAGCAGGAGCAAAAGGACGGCCUUAUCUCCUUGAACAUUCCACUGGAACCGCCCUUCCUGGAUGUGUACACUGAGAAUAUUUCACUCACCGUUGCCCUGCCGACCGGCGCUACUAACAUCCAAUAUUCAUCGCCGAUCGAUUUUGAAUCCGUGGAAGAGACCACCGUAAAGUGGUGGCUCGAUGUUGUCACGUGGAGGCCGGCUCUGCAAGUGAAGUGGCACUCUGCUUCUCCUACUCCACCUCAGCACACCAGGCGCUAUUUGACAGUGACUUUCGAUUACCCGUACUUUGUAGAUUCAGAACACGUAAAAAUGGCGUUUGUUUUGCUUCUCAUUGUACUCAUCAUCGCUGCAGCCAUUACCCUGUACCGGUGGAAGCUGAGACUCUCCACUACGGAGGAGGCGACAGCUGCAACACUUCGUGGCGCAUUUGGGCACGUGAAGAAAGAACUGUUGCGCAAGACAGAGGCAAUCAUUUGUGAAGGGCGCCUGUAUCUGGAGUCUGUGGCUACUGCUAGGGGGGCGAAUCCGCAGGCAAGUUUGAAUCAGAGGAAGACGCAAGGGCAGGAGAAACGGUGGAAGGAAAGUAUGCAUCAACAUGCGGAAGAUAUUCUUGCUUUAUUAGAGACGGUCCCCGAGGCCAGCUCAUCAGUCAUCGCCUUCAAGAAGGCCCUAGAAAAACACCGUGAAGCGGUACAGGCGCUUACGACCGCCUUGCCCAGCGAUUGCAAGGAGAAGGUUGAAGAAGCUUAUCAGAAAGUCGAAGCAUCCGCCGAGCAUCUGCGGGAGUUGGCCAAGGGUUGGGAGGGCUCGAAUUUGAAGCAGCACGAGGCUUAA
Messenger RNA from Eimeria mitis, 2196 nucleotides. Its product is annotated as ribophorin I, putative. Bases 1 to 2196 code for a protein of 731 amino acids. NCBI's taxonomy places the organism in Eukaryota, Apicomplexa, Conoidasida, Eucoccidiorida, Eimeriidae. Gene Ontology annotation, cellular component: membrane; oligosaccharyltransferase complex. The record is from RefSeq and is a predicted model, not a curated record. The transcript has 11 exons.